GGGCUUUGGGGUCCUGGGGCGGUCCUGGGGGGGUCCUAUGGGGUAAGGAGAGAGAGAAAAUGGGGUGGAUUGGGGGGUCCUGGGGGGGUCUUGUCCCCCGUGUCGCCAUGUUGCUAGGCCUCAUCUCCCAUUUCUAUCCCCAAACCUCCAAUUUUUGGGGUCCUGACCCCACUCUACCACCACCCCAAAUUUGAGGGAUCCCCACGCUGACCUCUUUUGUCCCCUCUGUUCUCUCCUUUGCCCCAUAUCCCACCUGAGGCCCAGAGUUCCCUCUGGUUUCCAUGGUAACCAACCAUCCCAAUGGCGGCCGCCAUGUUGCUAGGCCUCAUCUCCCAUUUUACCCCAAAUCUCCUAUUUUUGGGGUCCCGACAUCCCCAAACCACCACCCCAAAUUUGAGGGACCUCCGUGUUGACCCUCCAUCCUCUCUGUACCAUUCUGCCCUCCUUAUCCCACCUGAGACCCACAGAUCUGUUUUGUUUCCAUGGUAACCAAGCAUCCCAAUGGCAGCCGCCAUGUUGCUAGGCCUCACCCCUCAUUUUUACCCCAAAAUCUCCAAUUUUGGGGGUCCUGACACCCCCAAAUCACCACCCUAAAUUUGAGGGACCCCCCUUUUGUCCCCACUGUCCUCUCUUUUGCUUCAUGUUCCUCCUGAGGCCCACAGUUCCCUCUGGUUUCCAUGGUAACCAACCAUCCCAAUGGCGGCCGCCAUGUUGCUAGGCCUCACCCCUCAUUUUUACCCCAAAACCUCCAAUUUUUGGGGUCCCGAUGCCCCCAAACACCACCCUAAAUUUGACUGACCCCCCCCCAUGUCCCUCCCCCCAGCUGCUGAACUGCCAGUCCAUCCCCGAGGUCCAGGUGACGGCGUGUUUGGUGUGGAAGGACUGGCCGCACCGCGUUCACCCGCACGGCCUGGUGGGCAAGGAUUGCAGCAAUGGGCUCUGCCAGGUGCGGCUGCAGCCCCACAGCAACCCCAGGCACAGCUUCAGCAACCUGGGGAUCCAAUGUGUGAAGAAGAAGGAAAUCGAGGCGGCCAUCGAGAAGAAGCUGCAGCUGGGCAUCGACCCCUUCAAAGCCGGCUCGCUGAAGAACCACCAGGAGGUGGAUAUGAACGUGGUGAGGAUCUGCUUCCAGGCGUCGUAUCGCGACGGCAACGGGAGGACGCGACAGCUCAGCCCGGUGCUGUCGGAGCCCAUCUUCGAUAAGAAAUCCACCAACACGUCGGAGCUGCGCAUCUGCCGCAUGAACAAAGAGAGCGGGCCGGCUGCUGGCCCCGCAGAGGACAUCGCCGUGGUGUUCCGCAAGGAGAGCUGGGAGGCGCGCGCCGACUUCUCGCAGGCCGACGUCCACCGGCAGGUCGCCAUCGUGCUGCGCACGCCGCCCUUCUGCUCCCUGCAGCUGCAGGAGCCCGUGCAGGUCGAGGUCUUCCUGCAGCGCCUCACCGACCGCGCGCGCAGCCGGGGCUGUCCCUACACAUACCUGCCCCGGGAGCAGGACGCCUAUGGGGUGAAGGUGAAGCGGAAGCGCGGCAUGCCGGACCUCCUGGAGGAGCUGUCGGGUGCAGAUCCGUAUGGGAUUGAGGCCAAAAGGAGGAAACCGCCCCCGGGCUUCAUGGAUCACUUCGCUCCGCUUCCGGCAGCAGGUGGGGGCUGUGGGGUCAAUGGGGUCAAUGGGGUUAAUGGGGGCAGUGGGGUCAAUGGGGUCAAUGGGGGC
Messenger RNA from Phasianus colchicus (ring-necked pheasant), 1711 nucleotides. The record is from RefSeq and is a predicted model, not a curated record. Lineage: Eukaryota; Metazoa; Chordata; Aves; Galliformes; Phasianidae.